Molecule: messenger RNA, 672 nt
Organism: Procambarus clarkii (red swamp crayfish)
Lineage: Eukaryota; Metazoa; Arthropoda; Malacostraca; Decapoda; Cambaridae
Source: RefSeq, a predicted model, not a curated record
AUGCGGGUGCACAGAGAGCGGGUGCACAGAGGCGGGUGCACAGAGGGCGGGUGCACAGAGGCGGGUGCACAGAGGGUAGGUGCACAGAGGGCGGGUUCACAGAGGCGGGUGCUCAGAGAGCGAGAGAGCGAGUGCACAGAGAGCAGGUGCACAGAGAGUGGGUGCACAGAGAGCGGGUGCACAGAGAGAGGGUGUUCAGAGGGCGGGUGCACAGACGUGGGUGCUCAGAGGGCGGGUUCACAGAGGUGGGUGCUCAGAGAUGCGGGUGCACAGAGAGCGGGUGCACAGAGGCGGGUGCACAGAGGGCGGGUGCACAGAGGCGGGUGCACAGAGGGUAGGUGCACAGAGGGCGGGUUCACAGAGGCGGGUGCUCAGAGAGCAAGAGAGCGAGUGCACAGAGAGCAGGUGCACAGAGGCGGGUGCACAGAGGCGGGUGCACAAAGGGUGGGUGCACAGAGAGCGGGUGCACAGAGGGCGGGUGCACAGAGGCAGGUUCACAGAGGCGGGUGCUCAGAGAGCGGGUGCACAGAGGACGGGUGCACAGAGGGCGGGUGCACAGAGGCAGAUGCACAGAGGGCUGGUGCACAGAGGCUGGUGCACAGAGGGCGGGUGCACAGAGGCGGGUGCACAGAGGGUUGGUGCUCAGAGAGCGGGUGCACAGAAAGCGGGUGA